Lathyrus oleraceus (garden pea) is the source of this 724-nucleotide messenger RNA. RefSeq lists its product as uncharacterized. The transcript is spliced from 2 exons. Lineage: Eukaryota; Viridiplantae; Streptophyta; Magnoliopsida; Fabales; Fabaceae. Bases 179 to 418 code for a protein of 79 amino acids. The record is from RefSeq and is a predicted model, not a curated record.
CCCAUUGGGGAUGAAAAGACCAGGAACCGUGCGUUCAUAACCUCAACCAAUCCAUCUACUCAACCAAUCCAUCUAUACCCUCCUAUGCCUCUCUCACACAAUCGAUCAAUAAACCAGAACUGAAAGCAGUUGUUGAAUUCAAGUGAAUUAGGUUAAAUUACAGGAUUAUCAAUCAAGCAUGAGUUUGAUCAAUCCAAAAACCGACAAGCUUGUGAAGAGAUUAACCAUUGCCGCAACCAUUACUGCCUCCUAUUUUCUCUUAACGGCUGAUUAUGGCCCUCAACCUAAUGCUCUUGACCCGAUUAAAAAGCAGAUACUUUCAGCAAAGAGCACUGUGAAAGACUAUUUUUUGGGAUCGAAAACAGAAUCUAAAGAAAAGCAGUUAGAGAAAUUGGACAGGAACAAGGAUCAUCCAUAGAUUCAUGGUCAUCUUGUACAGGAAUAUUAUUGAGUCAAGGUUUUCUUUUAGCCAUGUGAACUUUGUGAAAGCCUUCAAUCUAAUGGAAUGGUUCAAUAGACUAGAUGCUGAGAAUGUGUAAAAUUUAUGAACUAUCUUGAUUGUGACUUAUCAGCACAACCAAUGUAUUUGGCUAAUGCCUAUCUACAUCUGUGUUGUGAAACCUUUUAUAUGUAAUUGACAUGAUAUUUUGCACAUCAAACAAGCUUAUGCAUCACUCAAAUCCAAGCUUUUAAAAGCUGUUAAUAUAAAUUGGAUUUUCUCUAA